Molecule: messenger RNA, 2609 nt
Organism: Aspergillus homomorphus CBS 101889
Lineage: Eukaryota; Fungi; Ascomycota; Eurotiomycetes; Eurotiales; Aspergillaceae
Product: putative DNA repair protein Rtt107
Exons: 4
Coding region: 1-2586 (861 amino acids)
Biological process (GO): DNA double-strand break attachment to nuclear envelope; double-strand break repair
Cellular component (GO): Cul8-RING ubiquitin ligase complex; nucleus
Source: RefSeq, a predicted model, not a curated record
AUGGGGGACCAAGGGGGAGAGAGUCAACUCUUUAACCAGUGCAAGAUCUGUAUCAUAUGCUCCAGAGAUCUCAGUGCCGAUACGGCGCAUCAGCUGGCAUUUACCUUCGAGCAACAUGGCGGCGAAACCGUUAUCUACGAGCCACCGGCCGAAUUCCCACCUCUGACCGAGUUCACGCACCUGAUGAGCUGCACCGUCGACUUCCCCGUGUUUGACGCUGCGAAUGAUGCCUUGAUUCCCAUCGUCAAGCCAUACUGGCUCCAAGCAUGUCUCCAGAAGAGAAAACUUGCCAACCCACGGCAAUAUAGCCCUGACCCAAGGUUGUUCUUGAACGAUGUGGUAGUGACAUGCGGUGACAUUCCGGAGGGCGACAAGGAUGCAAUAAUAGGUGGCGUUCUGGCAAAAGGUGGGCUGUAUAGCUCCAGGAUAUCUCAGCCGGUUACCCACCUGGUCGAUCUCACUGCAGACUCGGACAAGGCUCGCCUAGUUAUCGCGAAGAGGUUGAAGGUCAAGAUAGUCUUGCCACACUGGUUCGAUGACUGCCUCAAGCUCGGACGACGAAUUGACGAACGCCCGUAUCUUCUCCCCGACCCCGAGAUCUUGCGCGCGGCACCCGACGCGCCUAUACGUUCCUCCGAGAAUCGAGAUAUUAUCGGUGCAUCGACGCCUGAUCCUACCAGCCUACCAGCAUCCGUGCAGUCGCUCGAUGCAUUGCCCAGAUUGACUGUCUUCGAGGGCAAGAGUAUCAUGCUUGCUCCGGAUCUGGGGAUCGGAUCGCGGCUGUCUGGCUCCAUUGAGGAGAUCAUCAGGAGUGGUGGCGGCUCUGUCGUUACCGACAUAUCAAUUGCGGACAUCUUGAUUUGCCGCUACAGAGAGGGCUUUGCUUAUCGCAUGGCAUUCCAACUGAACAAAGACAUCGGCAACCUAUCCUGGCUUUAUCACCUCAUGACCUACGACACCUGGACUUCUCCCUUACGGCGACUGCUACAUUACCCCGUCUCACGCAAGGGUAUCCCAGGAUUCAAUGGUUUCAAGAUCAGUCUGUCGAACUAUGUUGGUGAAGCCAGGAGCUAUUUGGAGCACCUUAUCACGGCAACCGGUGCCGAAUGUACCAAGACCCUCAAGCAAGAAAACACACACCUGGUGACCGCCCAUGGAAACAGCGAGAAGUGCGCUGCGGCGAAGGAAUGGGGUCUACAAGUCAUCAACCACCUGUGGCUUGAGGAAAGUUACGCGAAGUGGAAGCUGCAACCCGUCUCUGAUCCCCGUUACACGCACUUUCCCAAAAGAACGAAUUUGGGUGAAGUCGUUGGUCAGACCAGACUGGAUAGAGCCGUCCUCGAAAGUCAGGUUCUGCUCGAGAGCAAUGCUGCGGCGCAGACACCGGCGAGUCCGCGACCGGUGAUGCAGCGCAAGGAUCAGAACACUGUGACUGCAAAGACGCCGAAACUGGUCCAACAGUCGUCCGCACAAACCAUUGAAUCCGAGAACGAAGUGCUACGCACGACGGAUGCUACACCCCAGGCUGCAGGCAAGUCCCGGAAGGCCAUGGACCCUCCCAAUCUGCAGACGCCCGCUCGGUCCCGGCUUACGUCCGAAGGCAAAGAGAAUGAUACGCCGUCGAGCACCAGCAGUCGUAAGUCAAAGGAGGUAGCCGCUGCUCGACUACAUGAUCUUGCACCGGACAUGGCGUUGUAUGAGAAGGAGAAGAGACGUGUUGGAGGGGUGAUCCACGGAGGCCGAAGAGUGGGCGACGAGGAUCGCGUGGUGCUCAAUCCCAGCAAGAAGCGGGUCUCCAUGGAACCACAAGACGAGAGCGAGGAGGAUGAUACGACAGAUACGAAAAGACAGAAGAAGUCCAGACCCCCUGUUGCAAUGCACCUGUUGAUUACCGGAUACCAGAAAUGGGUGAAAAAUCCUAAGACGGAGGAUUCGGACAAGCGACAAUUGCGUGAUCUUGGAAUCUUAGUUGUCCCAGACGCGAAGCGGUGCUCUCAUCUUGCUGCCCCGUCGAUCCUCAGGACCCCCAAAUUCGUCAAUGCACUGGCCUACGGUCCGGUGAUCAUGAAUAUCGAUUUCAUCACACAGUGUCUCAAAAAGAACGAACUCUUGGACCCUGCGGAUUACAUCCUCAAGGACAAUGCUUCGGAGGAAAAGUACGGUUUCAAGCUCGAGAAUGCCCGGACAAAUGCCAAGGCGAACAAGAACAGGCUGCUGCAUGGCUAUCAAAUCUACUGUGUGGAUACCAUCCGCGGUGGUUUCGAUGCAUUCAAAUCCAUUGUGGACGCCAACGGUGGACAAUGCACCCUGUUCCGCGGCCGUGUCUCAUACCGGUCUCAAAGAGAGGAGAGCGAGGAAAGUUCGGGAGAUGAUGACCUGAGUCGCAAAGAAGUAUAUCUUCUGAGCAGCACGGAUCCGGAUCAAGUGAAGACAUGGCCUCGCUUUCGGGCAAUGGUUCUAAGUACCGGCAAAACGCCACGGAUUGUUCGUGUGGAGUGGCUUCUUGACAUGGCCAUGUCACAGAAGCUGCACGCGGCCGAUGUCUAUGAGCUGAAUGAAGAGACAGUUGAAGCCUCGGAACAGUAAGUAAGUCGGGAUCUAGAUGGUGU